Aspergillus udagawae is the source of this 1482-nucleotide messenger RNA. Its product is annotated as fungal specific transcription factor domain-containing protein. The coding region runs from base 1 to 1482 and encodes 493 amino acids. The record is from RefSeq and is a predicted model, not a curated record. NCBI's taxonomy places the organism in Eukaryota, Fungi, Ascomycota, Eurotiomycetes, Eurotiales, Aspergillaceae. Gene Ontology annotation, cellular component: nucleus. The transcript has 2 exons. Gene Ontology annotation, molecular function: zinc ion binding; DNA binding. Gene Ontology annotation, biological process: DNA-templated transcription.
AUGGCUUGGAGCAUUCUGGCCAAUCAGUAUAGAACUGGCAACCUGUGUCUUCCUUUUCUGCAGGGCACGUUCCUGAUGGCGCAACUAGAUCUCGCCGAUGGUCGGUCAGAUCGAGGUUACAAUAGUGUCGCCCUUGCACUUCGAGCGCUACAGUCAGCCGGGCUGAACAGAAGCGAUGGCUACACCUCGCUUCAGACUAGAGCUGAUCAAGAAGACUGGAAGCGCAUUACAUGGGCGUUUUUCAUGCUUGACCGCAAUUACAAUGCCUCCCGGACCUAUUCAAUCUGCCUUAGCGACAAGCAUUUCACAUUACCCUUUCCUUCUCCGAAUGCGUCUGGUACAGACCAUGGAUGCUCAAGCUCAUGCGGUAGACUGUACGAUGGGCCUGGAAAACUAGGGGAAAAGGUAGAUGACGGGAUUCUGGCGUGUCUCAUCCGGCUUUCCUCGAUCUGGGGUAAGCUCACAGAGUACGUGUUCGAGCCCUCUGAUGAGGAUAGAUGCCCCCCAUGGCAGUCAGGCUCGACAUGGGCAGGUCUAGAAUCGGACUGGAUGCAAUUCCAAACACAAUUCGCGGAUACACACCGCUACGUGAAUGUUGAUUUUCGCCGACGGGCGCGCGAGGAGCGGGGCUCGCGUGCUUACUUGUCCACCUGGCUAUGCGUUCAAUUUCUCUUCCAUUCGGUACAGGCAUUGCUGCACCACCCAUUCGUCAUCACGGGUAAGCUUCGCCAGUACGGGAAACACAUACCUUCUACUUUUCUGCAGAAAUCGUACGAGAGCUCCGUCAUCCAUUCCAGAUGGAUUGCCCGGUUUGUGCGGGAGAUGGCCGAGGUGGGCUUCAAGCUCUAUGACCCAUUCAUCGGGUAUCUCUGCGCGAUUGCAGCCACGAUCCAGUUGGAGCAUACUCAGAGUAAAAAGCAGCAAGUUGCCCGCCUGGCCAAGAAUGACUACGAAACGCUUGUGGCAUUCGUGACUGGUUUAUCUGCGUACUGGGGGAAUAUGGGAGUUUUGGCCCAUCGGUUAAACAAAAUUGCUGAACGACGCAAGGACUAUGGUUCACUGUAUGAUAAUCAGGAAGAGUUCUCCGGCAUUCUUCCCUGCAUGCCAGCCUCGUCUGAUCUACCUCGCAUGUCUGCUGAGGACGAGCGUUUGAUGUGGGAUAUUCUUGACUUUGGCACGUCCUGUAGCUUUGCUAAGGCAUCUAUAUUCGAUGCUUCCGGUUCUUCAUCCGACCAGCAUAUGGGAGGAGUGUCUGUGCCGCUGCCUCUGGAUGAUUCUUCAUCCACAGGACAUGAUGUAGUAGGAGAGGUAAUGGUUGAUCUUCCAAGACCACGAGCUGAAGAGCCUGGAUCCGCUACAGACUCUCUUGAUCAAUAUCUUCCACCAGAGUGGCCGAUAUCAAAUACUGACGAGCUGGGAUUGGCACUGCCUGAUGCAGCGGACUGGUUGCUCUUUGGAGGUUCUUUGCCGGAGCAGUUAUGA